AUGGAUUUAUCCAAAGAUCCUAUCAUAAUGACUGACACAUCGGCACAAAACGGACCACGUACCAGUCCUCCUCCCCGCUUCGAAGGAAAGCCUUAUCUGCAAUGUCUCGACACGCUCGAGGAUGCAUUCCCAGCGCUCAAGUCCUUCUUGGAAAAGCUAGCAAAUGAGGGAGAAGCCGGCCGUCAGGCUGUCAGGCAACACUACGAGAAAGAGCAUCAACGUACGCCGGGCCGAUGCUAUUGCUUGGAGUUCAAGGCUAAAAGCGUCGUGGAGGUGGAAAAAGGUGGCUUUAAAAGCGCUGCUGCGCUCCGAGAGUACCUCAAGGAGAAGCCAGCCAAUAAGAGUCGCGAGGAGAGACACAAGCGGCUCUUCAUCCUUGAAGAUAUGGAACCGGACUAUGUGGAUGCACUGGGCCAUCAUCUAGGCGUCGACCCUCUGGUCUUCAGCGAGCAAAUGAAUACCUGGAACUUUACUGACUCCUGGUCCAUCCCCCAUAGAGGAUUGCCAUCGAUGUCAGCACUCUGGCGAGCGCAAGACUGGGGCGCAUCCCAUGCCCUCCAGGAGACUUCACAUCAGAGCUGGCCGUACCAUAACGGAUGUUCCACACUGGCCCCACUGAUGUUCUCCGAAGUCGGUUUGGGGACAAAAGAGGUGAACUUUCCAGUUUUCCGGGAGAAGCGGAACCUUACCAGUGCCAUGGAUGAAAUGGUGUUCUACUGGACCAAGCUAGCUACUCCCGAGCUGAUCCAGGAGACGAAUGAGAAAUCGUCCAACGCAGCAUACUACCUCCUGAAACAUGUUGCUCAACACUGGGUCAACCAACUUGAGCUUAUGAAUACGACCAUCGCUAGGGGUGAAUGGUUCUCCGAUGACUAUCAAGCCCAGAUCGACGACAACUUGAGUAAACAGAAAUGGAAGGAAGACCUACUGAAGAUCAACGAGAUCGCCAAGGACAUUAACUACAUGCGUCGACACUUGAACCACUUCUGGCGUGCAAUGUAUCUCAACCUUGAACGUCUCGGUGUGCAAUUAGGCUGCGAAAGUGUCGACGCGAAUGCAUCUCUCGCGAUUCGAGACGCGCAAAAAGACUUCCUCACAAUACACACAAGGAUGCAGCCUUUGCGCGAUCGCGCAGAAGCAUUGAACUCUGUCUCGAACGAUCUCGCCAAUCUUCGGGCGGCGUUCAGAGGCGUCUCAGACGGCGAGUUCGGCCUUCGUCUUAGCUUGUUCGCAUCCGUUGUCUUCCCGCUUACCCUGCUUGCUGGCAUCUUCAGCAUGGGGGACGACUUUCGCCCUGGGAAGCCAAAGUUUUGGCAUCUCUGGGCUAUCGGCAUACCCGUUUGUAUUGUGGUCGCACUCGGAUUGGUGUACGGGAGAAGGCCUUGGGCAGUGGCCACCGAUCUUUGGGAAUAUGCAAGAUCAUGGCUCGAGCACUGCAAGGUCAUAAAGCCCAAAGACAAGAAGGCUGCGCAGAAGAGAAAAAGUGAAGGUACACAAAAGCAAGAGAUGGAAGGACACAAAUCGGGUGGACGAGCGACGUCAAUAAGAAGGGCGGGGUGGAAGAAUCGCGAUGAAGAACACGGUGUUGGUGAUUGA
Alternaria metachromatica is the source of this 1596-nucleotide messenger RNA. RefSeq lists its product as uncharacterized. The transcript has 2 exons. Gene Ontology annotation, biological process: transmembrane transport; metal ion transport. The record is from RefSeq and is a predicted model, not a curated record. Gene Ontology annotation, molecular function: metal ion transmembrane transporter activity. Bases 1 to 1596 code for a protein of 531 amino acids. Gene Ontology annotation, cellular component: membrane. NCBI's taxonomy places the organism in Eukaryota, Fungi, Ascomycota, Dothideomycetes, Pleosporales, Pleosporaceae.